AUAGAAUUCUAACGAUCAUGAUAAUCGUAAAUAAUUUUUCAAGCUUUGUCCAGAGGUAGAGAAACAUGGGACCAAAACGUGAAAUCAAGUACGUGUCGAAGGGCAAGACGCGAAUAGACCGGGAACAGCAAACGAAGAAUCAGUUCGACCCUCUUCGUUUGGAAGUGAAGUAUCCCGGAACGACGAUACAUUUGUUACAAUGCGAUGAGAAACCGAUUCUGCUGGCGGCCGCGGCAGCUUUGGCGAAAUUCGGUGGCAAAUGCCGAGAGAACCUGCAACUUUUAUUCGAUCUUGAAAUUACUGACAGUGUGAUCCCACUGAUCACGCACGAGGAUUUGUUUACACGAAGAUUCGCCCUAAAACUGUUGGCAGAAAUGGUAGCCAUCCCCAACGUCCGUGACUUCCUGCUGGAUUCCGAUUAUUACAUUCCGCACUUCAUCAAAGUCCUCAUCAACGAAACAGACACUUUCAUGCACGAGUUCUCCUCCUUAAUCCUGGCCGAGAUCACCAAGGACGUUUAUGGAACAGCGCAGUUGCUGAAACACUGUCCAGAUAUGAAUUUUCUGCACGAGAGACUUCAGUCGCCUGAUCCCGACGUGAAAAUGAACACCAUGCAAAUCGUACAUAACCUGUUACAAGAUCCCAUAGGCGCGGAGGAGAUCAUCGAAACUAAGAGUUUUGAUCUGCAACUCGUGUACGAUCUCUUCGACUCUCCUUACACCGAGAUCCAGAAGCUGGCGCUCGACGUUGUGGCCGAUCUGGUGCGCAGGAACAAGGACGAUCGUCUGCACGAUCGUUUCCGACGUACGAACGGGCUCGGAGCUUUACUGAAAUUUUUGGACAACAUCGAGUGGGAGGAUCUUCACGCGGACGCGCUCAGGAUUCUACGUUUCGCGUGCGACAACCCCACCACGGUUGAACUGUUCGACGACAUAGGCGGCAUCAGGCACAUGUUGAAAUACAUAGAGGACACGUCGAACUCGAGGCUUUUUAUGGAGGCUCUGGGCAUAGCUGUUCGUUUGUCGCACACGGCUAGGGGUAGAAAAGUAACGUAUGCGAUUGCCUUGUACGAUUAUGGCAUCGUGGAUUAUUUACUGAAUACGUUAAUGGGUCACGUACAAGCUGACAUGUACGAAAUCAGUUGCCACGGUAUUGGCAUGAUGACUCUUUACAACGAAGCGGCCAAGGAUUUAACCACGGGCAAAUGCGUGAAAAACAUUCUAGAUAUACUGAAGAAUGAAAAUUUGAAACUGUCCACUAGAUUAGCAGCUCUGUUCGCCUUGAAUCAAUUGUUAAAAUGCGACGCGAAGAAUUGCCAGGAAUUCUUGGACAUUCACGGGCAGAACUAUUUGUUAUGGCUGAUGAGGCAACCGGCCGGGAGAGUGCCUGUCGAAAUUCUGGUCGGUGCUGUGGAGUGUGUCAUUACAAUAGUGAGAAAUCAGGCCUUGAGACAUACUGUGAUUACACCGGAGAUCAUCGACGCCAUGUCUGAAAGAAAGAAGCACAAUUUCGUCACGUGUACUACUUACAAAAACGAUGAUCGUAGUAUGCUGAACAACCGAUCGACCGCUCGAGUCGUUCCAUCAUGGGACACGUGUAUAGAAACCUUAUUCGAUGCGCAUCUGCCAAUCAAAUUCGCCUUCACCGGGCGACUCUCCUUGCACGACGUCACUCGAGACGGAUUUUAUGUACUGCGAAGAAACAUCUGCAGCUUUCCUAUAUUGGAUGAUAUCUUCCGUUUCAAGUUCUGCCCCUUGGAGCCCAUCUACGUGGUGAAUUGUAUUCAGGAAAAUCCGUACGAACUAAGCUUGGAAGGUAAUAGAAUAAUGCCUAGUCAAACGUUCGUCGCUAACUAUCCCCACCAAUUCUUAGAAUUGGGACUGUUUCACUCUACUUUACCGUUAAAUAUGACACCCGUGCCAAACAGAGUGACACCUGAUACCGAUAUGGCCCGAGCAAGCGAGCAACGACAGAGGCGUUUUCUUGUCCAGAGAGAUAUUACAAUUGACGAUGGACUCCAAGUUCGGCCUCCAGUGCGACUCCUCCCUCUACGAUUACGUGGAGCUAUUCAAAUGCAAGUUGAUCGCGGCCGAGUCGAAGAACGUGUAAGAAAGCCUCGCAUGCGAGUCCCUCGUCGCGCAAACUCCUACAACCUUCGCGCUUUCCAACGCAGAGUGUCGAGAACGACACGAGGAUUCGUGGACGUUGGUUAUGUGGCCUCGCGCGCCAGGAUGCUGGCAAAGUUCGUGGCGCGACAGAUGUCAGGCCCUGAUCCUCUGGUCAGAUGCGUGGAUCAUCAGCUGGAAAUUCACCUGAAGGAGAUCAAGAGGACCAUAGAGACCAGCGUGAUCCCGCUGGGGAUGUUGAAAGUCGGCUCUUACUUUGAGAGAGCCCUCCUCUUCAAAGUAAUCGCGGACAGGGUGCACUUGCCAGCUGCCCUGGUCCGGGGACAGUACGGAAAAGCCUGGAUCGAAAUCGCAGUGCCGGAGGAUAGCUUAGCUCGCAGCUCAUCGAUAUUCCCCACGAAGUUGUUGAAACCGAAUUUCAUCGUCGACUUAAUGCACUCCCCUGGAGAUUUGAUUCCAAUUGGCAGUGAAAGAGCCAUACUGUACUGCGAGAAAAGACUAGUUUGCGACACUGUCUGUUAAACCGUGUAAACACGUUGAUUGCAAGACUGAACCGCUGAAGGUUUCUUUCUUUUUUCUUUUUGGAUGUACAGGAGAUCUUAACUUAACUUCACUCUCGCUAUCUAUGGACUCUGUGGAAAAUUUUUUAGUAAUAUAAAACGCAGAGAUCUUAUUUAUAGCGAUGGUGUACGCAGUGGAAACGGAUCAAUUAAUCAAUUAAUUUUUAACGAACAAAGUCGGCCUGCGUCUCAGCUAUCAUCGUCGCAGCUAUAAACAGCUCAAUAAGUUACUUUUCAUUAGAGUAAGACAAGCGCUUCUCGUUUCCAGAGAGGUUCACUGGUAUCAAGGUUUGAUUAUUAGACUGCGAAGUUUCGUGCAUUUUAAAGUGCAAAAAAAUAUAUAAAACAUUCAAAA
Frieseomelitta varia is the source of this 3041-nucleotide messenger RNA. RefSeq names its product armadillo repeat-containing protein 3. The coding region runs from base 66 to 2648 and encodes 860 amino acids. NCBI's taxonomy places the organism in Eukaryota, Metazoa, Arthropoda, Insecta, Hymenoptera, Apidae. The transcript has 13 exons. The record is from RefSeq and is a predicted model, not a curated record.